This is a messenger RNA of Fusarium redolens, 964 nucleotides long. RefSeq lists its product as uncharacterized. The record is from RefSeq and is a predicted model, not a curated record. Gene Ontology annotation, biological process: protein N-linked glycosylation; lipid biosynthetic process. The transcript is spliced from 2 exons. Gene Ontology annotation, molecular function: dolichyldiphosphatase activity. The coding region runs from base 144 to 857 and encodes 237 amino acids. Gene Ontology annotation, cellular component: endoplasmic reticulum membrane; intracellular membrane-bounded organelle. Lineage: Eukaryota; Fungi; Ascomycota; Sordariomycetes; Hypocreales; Nectriaceae.
CUUUUAACUCGUGAUUGCCCCAAGCCUUUUCUCUGUUUUUGAUACAAACUGUGGUAACCAGAGUCACUGUGGCGCCAUACCAGGAGAAUGCAGUCUUUGUCUAUAUCUUGAACCUCUCGGACACCGCAUAUAGCCAGCUCAUCAUGGACGACAGUUCAACUCCCCUCGCUUCCCUCUCCGUCACACACGUUUACUACGACCCAAACGAUCAUGUCUCCCUCGCCUGCGCCUACCUCGCCCUCCUCCCCCAAGCCCUCUGCGUCGUUUACGCCACGCUCGUCCUUUUCACACGCGAGGUCGAAGUCGCCUUGAUGUUUCUCGGUCAACUAGCCUGCGAGGUGCUCAACUUUGCCCUGAAACGGCUAAUAAAAGAAGAGCGUCCGCGUCGCAUACACGGCAAGGGCUACGGCAUGCCUAGUUCCCACGCACAAUUCGUUGCCUUCUGGAGUGUCUCACUGGCUCUGUUCCUGCUUGUCCGCCACAAGCCGCCUCGUGUACACCAGGUUCGCGCAGAAAGUAGCUUAACCCGACCGUGGAGUGUUCCCGAGAGAGUUGCUGUGAGUGUGGCUGCGGCGGCGAUUGCGGCGGCGACGGCAUGGAGCAGAGUGUAUCUAAACUACCAUACCCCUAAGCAGGUCGUUGUGGGCAGUGUUGCAGGUGUCAUAAGCGCUCUCGGGUGGUUCGUUAUUAUUGCUGCCGUGAGGCAAACCGGCUGGUUAAACUGGGCUCUAGAGACGCCUUUGGCGAGAGCUUUCAGAGUUAGGGAUCUUGUCAUUGAAGAGGACAUGUGUCAGGCUGGUUGGGAGAAGUGGGAGGAAAAGAGAGUUACUGCUCGAUCGACAAAGAAAGACAGAUAGUCAUCAAUGAAUUGAUAACAACAGCCACACGAGACUGACUACUAAUAUAAAGUUACCUGUAUCCAUCGUUGGAUUCCGCGAGACCGUGCUCACUGUAGGUGACCAUC